AUGCCUCUACUCGGCAGCUACGUCGCGACCAUGCUAGUCCUCCUCCUCCACCUCCGCGCCGCACCGACGGCCACCGUCCACGCCGCGAUCGGCACGUUCGUCUACGCCGGGUGCUCGCCGUCCAAGUACGAGCGCAACACCGCCUUCGAGAACAACCUCAACUCCCUCCUCACGUCCAUCUCCUCCACCGCGUCCUCCGGCGCCACGUACAACAGCUUCACCGCCGGCGACGGCGGCGCCUCCACCGCCUCCACCGCGUACGGCCUCUACCAGUGCCGCGGCGACCUGAGCCCCAGCGACUGCGCGGUGUGCGUGCAGGAAACUGCAGAGCGGCUCGGCGCCGUGUGCGCCAACUCGUACGCCGCGUCGCUGCAGGCCGACGGCUGCUACGUGCGGUACGGCGCCACCGACUUCGUCGGCCGCGCCGACAACACCGUCGCGUACCGCAAGUGCAGCUCCGGCGCCAGCGAGGACGCCGGGUUCCUCAAGAGCCGCGACGGCGUGCUCCGGCAGCUGCAGGCGCAGGCGGCGACGGGGUACAAGCUGGCCGCGUCAGGCACGGUGGAGGGGGUGGCGCAGUGCAUCGGCGACAUCAAGGCGCCCGACUGCGCCGCGUGCCUCGCCGAGGCGGUGCUGCAGCUCAAGAACGCGUGCGGCUCCGCGCUGGCCGCCGACGUGUACCUGGAGCAGUGCUACGUCAAGUACUGGGCGAACGGCCACGAUUUCCGUUCUUCCCAAGAUUAUUCCGGGGACGAGUUUGGGAGGACCGUGGCAAUAAUUGUCGGUAUUUUGGCUGGGCUGGCACUCCUCGUCGUGUUCAUCUCCUUCCUCGCCAAAGCAUGCUAGAAACGGAAGCUUGCUGUCCAGUUACAGUGUUACUGUUAGAGACGAGCUGAGAUGAUACUGGUGUUGCACAAGGAAACCCCAGCAGAAGGACGCAUGCUGGCCGCACUCGAACUUGUUUAGGUUCACCGAUCUACUAGGACUUGUCAUAGAAGCACUGUUAUUCAGUUUUCCCUAGUAUUAUUCUUUUGAAAGGAAAUCUGAUAUGAAAACAGAACACAAGGACGAUGCAUAGAAGUCAUCUGCUUUGUUUC
Lolium rigidum is the source of this 1097-nucleotide messenger RNA. Its product is annotated as plasmodesmata-located protein 8-like. The transcript has 4 exons. NCBI's taxonomy places the organism in Eukaryota, Viridiplantae, Streptophyta, Magnoliopsida, Poales, Poaceae. The coding region runs from base 1 to 846 and encodes 281 amino acids. Gene Ontology annotation, cellular component: plasmodesma. The record is from RefSeq and is a predicted model, not a curated record.